UCUCUCCAAACCACAAUUAUAUAAACCGUGAACCUCUCUCUCUCACACCCUGUGUUCCCUUCCCAUUCUUUCGUUUCACCUUCUCUCUGAAAUAUCGUUACCCUUCACCUUCUCUCUUCCCCUCGCUACAAUGGCGGAAGCUAAGACCCAAGUCGAAACUAUCAGGAAAUGGGUCGUCGACCACAAGCUCCGUACUGUCGGGUGUUUAUGGCUUAGUGGUAUUACGGGUUCAAUUGCGUACAAUUGGUCUCGACCCAACAUGAAAACCAGUGUUAAGAUCAUUCACGCCAGGUUACAUGCACAGGCUCUUACACUGGCAGCAUUAGCUGGAGCUGCAGUAGUAGAAUAUUAUGAUCAUAGAGCAGAAGCGAAGCGUGCAAAGAAUUCUGAGCAGUGAAGCAUACAAGGAAUUCUGAGCAAUAAAUUUAAAUCUAACCAGAGUUCACGGAAUUCUUCAUACUAGGGUAUCUUAGUUAUGGACAUAUCCGAUGGCCCGUCGUAGUACAAUAUGGUGAUUGGAAAUUUUACAAUUCAUAGUAUGAAAUGGUGUUUUGAAAUUAGUACUUGCGUGUGCCAUGUAGUGCAUUUCUUAUUUGUUGCAAUAGAUUCAUUCUAGUGCUAGUUGCUUCUACAAUUUUCUGGAAAUUUAUGUCAACUUAUAACUCAUGUUUUGUUAUGUUCA
Lotus japonicus is the source of this 682-nucleotide messenger RNA. RefSeq lists its product as uncharacterized. NCBI's taxonomy places the organism in Eukaryota, Viridiplantae, Streptophyta, Magnoliopsida, Fabales, Fabaceae. Gene Ontology annotation, cellular component: mitochondrial inner membrane. Gene Ontology annotation, biological process: mitochondrial respiratory chain complex IV assembly. The transcript has 3 exons. The record is from RefSeq and is a predicted model, not a curated record. Bases 131 to 397 code for a protein of 88 amino acids.